Messenger RNA from Hevea brasiliensis (rubber tree), 3639 nucleotides. Its product is annotated as myosin-binding protein 3. The coding region runs from base 206 to 3118 and encodes 970 amino acids. The record is from RefSeq and is a predicted model, not a curated record. NCBI's taxonomy places the organism in Eukaryota, Viridiplantae, Streptophyta, Magnoliopsida, Malpighiales, Euphorbiaceae. Gene Ontology annotation, molecular function: myosin binding. The transcript is spliced from 4 exons.
GUUACCUAAAUGACACAACUCACAAUAUAAAAUGCGUUUAUAUAAAAUGUGUUUAACAUACUGUUUAAUGUAAAUGAAAUAGCAACAUUCUGAGGAGAGGCAUCUCUGGCUCUUCUUACAACAACAGAAACAUUAUUCGUUGCUUCUUAACAUCUAUCUCCCUCUCUUGGUAAAUAACAAAAGAAAACCAUAGCAGCUAGCAACCAUGACUGCCAACAAGUUUGCAACCAUGCUUCACAGGAACACCCACAAACUCACUGUAAUUCUAGUCUAUGCAGUCCUUGAAUGGAUCUUGAUCAUUCUCCUUCUCCUCAACUCUUUCUUCACUUACCUUAUAACCAAAUUUGCCGACUACUUUGGACUUAAACCACCUUGCCUGUGGUGUUCCAGGGUUGAUCAUGUGUUGGAGAGUGGAAAUGAUACCAACUCUUAUAGAGAUCUUGUAUGUGAGGCUCAUGCCACUGAGAUUUCCAAGCUUGGCUACUGCUCAAAUCAUCGACGGCUGGCUGAAACACAGAAUAUGUGCAUGGACUGCUUGGCCUCUCGGCCAAAUCAUAAUGAUGAGUCAAUAGGAAUCACAAGAAGGAUUGCUUUCAUUUCUUGGGUGAGCAGGCAUUCACUUGAAAAUGGUGACAAGAUUCUCAGAUGUUCUUGCUGCAAUGAAAAUUUGAACAAUCUCUACUCUCCUUCUUUGUUGUUUAAGCCUUCUUGGAAGGCCUUGAGGUGUACCCAGAAAGGAAAUUUCAUUAUAGAAGCAAUAGAUGAUGAUGAUAAUGGAAAUGAGUGCAAACUACUAAGAAAACCAGAUAGUUUUGCACAUUACACAGAAUAUAGCAAUGAGAUUGAGAGAAAUGAUGGAGAAGGACAUCAAAUGCUUUCCGAUGUUGGAAGCUUGGGUGUAAAAGAUUCUGCAGAGGAAGAGUGUUCAGGGUCUGAAUCAAGCUUAAAAUAUGAUGAAAAUGAAGCAAAUGAAGAUCAGAAAGCACAUAUUCCUUGCAUUAAAGAACAAGAAUCCUAUGGUAUGAAUUUUGUUCAUCGAUCUUUUGACGACAAGAUCACCCAGCGCUGUCUUGGAGAAGACUGUUCGCUUGAAAUCAUCGACCUGCAUUUUGACAGAAAUCUUGAGUGUGGAUUUAAUCGCUUAAUCCCUAUUGAAUUGAUUGAUUCAUCGACUUCUGAAAAUCAUGGAUCUUUCAUUUUAAAGGAAGAAGAUAUGGAAAAGCAUGAUGAUGAUCAAAAUGAAACUUUUGAUUAUUCUUUACAGAAUGAAACUCAAGUCAAGGUACAAGAGAACAAAGAGAAGCCAACUUCUGCAGACGUUGUAAGUGUGGUGAUAAAUAUGGAUGAUGGACAGAAAUCUUCGGUUUUAGAAGAAAUCCAAAAUGAUUUGGCUGGUGAGGCAUGUGAACAAAUUAUAGCCAUGCAAGCUGCUCAAACUUUAUCCAUCAGUAGCAGCAUUGUAGAAGUAGCAGACUCGAAAGAUCCUAAUGACCUUCCAGCUCAGGAAGAAAACAUGGAUGACUUCAUCUCGGUUGAUCACACCAAAUCUAAGUCCAUAGAACUGUCUGAUCAUGCAACCGAUCAGCCCCAAGCACAAGAAUCAACUCCAUUGCCCUGCCUGCAGGAAGAUGUCUCUUCCACAAAUAGCAAUGGUUCAGAAAUUCCUAAUGCUUCUGAAUCAUGCAUGCACAAUGAAUUUGGUCCAAGAAACAGAGGAAAGACUUCCAUAGAAGAAAAAAUGAUUUCAGAUGACAAGAACCAGGAAGCAAUAAGCCAACCUUCAUCUAUGCGUUCAGAAUCUAUUGAAGCGGAAGAAGAAAAAUUCCCUGAGACACCAACUUCUGUUGACAGUUUUCACUACUUGCACAAGAAACUACUCCUGUUCGAGAAAAGAGAAUCAGUAACAGAAGAGUCCUUAGAUGGAAGUGUCACAAGUGAGAUGGAAGCUGGAGAUCCACUUCAAACUGUUGAAAAGCUGAAAACAGCUCUUAAAGCUGAACAAAAGGCUCUGAAUUCUUUAUAUGCAGAACUGGAGGAAGAGAGGAGUGCUUCUGCAAUUGCAGCAAACCAGACAAUGGCUAUGAUAAACAGACUACAAGAAGAGAAGGCAGCAAUGCAAAUGGAAGCACUGCAAUACCAGAGGAUGAUGGAAGAACAAUCUGAAUAUGACCAAGAAGCUUUACAACUUUUUAAUGAGCUCAUGAUCGAGAGAGAAAGAGAGAAGCAAGAACUUGAGAAAGAGUUGGAAGUAUAUUGUAAGAAGGUUUCGGAUUAUGAGGCCAAAGAGAAAAUAAGAAUGAUAAGAAGAAGCAGAGAUGGAAGUGUGAGGAGUAUAAACUCUUGUGCUACUUGUAGCAAUGCAGAGGAUAUUGAUGUGCUAUCUAUUGAUCUUAAUCGUGAAGCAAGGGAUGAAGAUGGUAGCUUAUAUGGAAACCAAGACAGCAGUAACAAUAAUACUCAUGGUGAUGAAGUAAUAAAUUUGGAGGAAAUAGCACUAGAUUGUGUGCAGCAAAUAAGUGCCCUUGAUGAUUCACUGGCAGAAUUUGAGGAAGAGAGGCUAUCCAUUCUAGAUCAGCUCAAGGCAUUAGAGGAGAAGAUACUUGCUUUGCAGGAAAAUGAACACAGUGAGGAUGGAAGCUCAAUGGAGCAUUCCUUAAGGUAUAGUGCAAAAGGAUAUGAUGAAAAUUAUGAAUCGAGCACUCCAGAAGAAAAUGAGAUUUCACAUGAGUUAUCAAAGGAUAAACAUUAUACUGAGACGAAAACAAUGGGUUUCAUGGCAAAGAGCCUCCUUCCUCUUUUGGACGCUGCUGAUAAUGAAACUGAAGAAGGUUUUAUAUUUCAAGAAAAUUUGGCUCCUGAAAUUGCUGAAAUGGAAAAUUAUUCAGUUUCCAAAUUUGAAUUAGAAAACAAGAAACUAGCCCUUGAAGAGGAGGUGGAUCAUGUUUAUGAAAGGCUGCAAGCUCUUGAAGCAGACAGGGAAUUUCUAAAGCAUUGUAUGAGUUCAAUAAAGAAGGGAGAUAAAGGAAUGGAUCUUCUCCAAGAGAUCUUGCAACAUCUGCGUGAUCUUCGGGCAGUGGAACUCCGGGUGGGGAACAUGGCUGAUGAUCUUCAGGAGUGAAAUUGCACUUGAGAACUAAGAUGAAGAUAAGAUCCCUUUCUCAUGGGUUAGCAGGGACCUCAAACUAAAAUGGAGGAAGUUCGAGGAACUUUUUCUGCAGAAAUCCAGGAAAACUCUUGAUGGAAUGGGGAAUUCCUGGGCUGUUUUGUUUGAAUUGGUGGAUAAAAUUCAGGCUAUAAUACUGAAGUCUGCCCAAGUUCUAAAUGAUCUCUUUUGGGUUUACUACAAGAAAAGAGUCAAGCCCAAAUUUUGCAGUAUCUCCUCCAGGGUGCCUUUUUCCAGGCAAAGGACAGAGGAGUGCUAUCUACCUGGUUUGAGUGUGUAGGUUUGAUCACUUGUAACUAAAUAGUUUUCCACAUUUUCUUCUUAUUCAUUUGUUCUUCAGAAGGGAAAGAUUUCAAGGCGGAAGGGGAAAGGGAAGAAGGGUAAACUCUUACUUCUCCUAGUUUUUGGGUCAUUUAUAUCAUGUGUUGUAGUAAUGUAUCAAUAUUUGUGGGUAUUAAAGUUUAUGUUUGCUCUUA